Oppiella nova is the source of this 580-nucleotide messenger RNA. The record is from the annotation of a GenBank genome assembly. NCBI's taxonomy places the organism in Eukaryota, Metazoa, Arthropoda, Arachnida, Sarcoptiformes, Oppiidae.
AUGAAUGCCAGACACGACGUGUCGGACAUCGCGGGACUCAACGCCUACUCGUUUGGCAUUGAAGACGUGGACAGACAUACGAUUGUCUAUAAGAAAGAGUUCACUCCAUCGGAGGAUGAGUUGAAUGCUCUGCGCAAAGGAGAGGAAUACGACCCCAAGAAGUUGGAACUCAUCAAACAAAUGGAAUUGGAGGAACAGAAUCGUGCGGCAGUCAAAGAUAAAGAUAUCGUUCCCAACAAAGACUUUAGAGAUAAGUACGAGAAACUGAUUGGUUUGGACGCGGGAAAGAGUGCCGCUCAGGUCACCACUCCUAACAAACAGUUUGGAUUCGUGCCGAGCGCUAACAAAAGGGAUCAGAGAUCUAUUGAACAGAUUUUGGCCGACAAUAAGAAAAAGAAGUUGAAAACAACUGAAGACAAUAGCAAUUAGUAUUUGAUUUGUUUAGUCGAUUAGUUAUUAUACACAUUAACUAAUUAAUUAUAUUAAACCAUUUCAUUAAUUAUUACAAACACCGACACCUUUACAAUACUUUGUUUAUAUACCAUACUUUAAUGUGUGUGACUUUUAUGUUAAUUAGCGA